Molecule: messenger RNA, 1049 nt
Organism: Dufourea novaeangliae
Lineage: Eukaryota; Metazoa; Arthropoda; Insecta; Hymenoptera; Halictidae
Product: transmembrane protein 177
Exons: 3
Coding region: 105-1007 (300 amino acids)
Source: RefSeq, a predicted model, not a curated record
CUCAUUAUCACAACUUCAAACAGUUCAUUCAAGAAUUAUCACUGAAUAUAUAUAUAAAUUUUUUCAUUUGAGAGGUUGAAUAUUAAAGAACACAUUGUAUUACAAUGAGUCUAAGACACUUUGUACUGCUGGGUUCAACAGUGGGUGCUUCUUGUGCAAUAGCCUUACCAAAUACUUACUUUUUAGAAAAAUAUAGACAAAUCAGAGCUAAGUAUCGCAUAGAUCAAACAGAAAUUACAGUGUCGGAAAAGUGUCAAAAAAGAUUUCAAGAAGUUCUGGAUGAUCUAAAACUUUCAGAGGAACUGAAAGAGCGUAUAAAACUCUUUCAUGUUUAUGGUAACAAUGUAUUUUCUGCUGGUACUCUUCAUAAACAUCAUGGUCUUGUAAUUGGAAUUCCAAUGAAUUUUGAAUACGAAAAUAUAGAUUCAAUAGAUAAAGACAUGAGGUUUUUAGAAAAUAAAUUUGUUGAUUGGAACUCAAAAAUUGCAAAAGAUUUCUUAAAGUCACUAAUAUUCUCAGAAAAUGCUCAAAAAUUUUCAAUUGCUCGAGAAAUAUUAAUGACAAAACAAUCAGAUCAACGGCUGUGCCUACUUCAGCUUUUCAUGCACAUUACAAUAGUAUAUGGAUUAUAUGAUAUGAUAGUUUGUCGACCUUCAAAAUUGAGUCCAAGAAAAAACCUAAUUCGUUAUGUGUUUGGUUCUAUUUUUUUUAUUGUUGGGAUUGCGGUUUGGAUUGCAAUAAGAGAUUUAUCAGUUUAUGAAUCUGAAAUUAAAGUUGAUGAAUUGUUGUCUAAACUUGGUCCCAAGUAUAUUCAAGGUGGUAAUGAAUUUUAUAAUAAAUUAUUAAAUAGAAAUAUUGCCUUGAGAAGUCUUUUAGGGGAUGAUGGCAAGAAAUUAUUUACAGUAAAUGGAAAUGACAAUUAUUUAAUAAGGCACAGAGGUGUACCACUUUUCUAUAGGAAAAGUUAUUUUGAUUCAAAACUACAAAAUAUUGAACAAUUAAUAUAAGAAGGUUGUCCAUCAACUAUAAUUAUCAUAUUGUACCAUUAC